This is a messenger RNA of Aphidius gifuensis, 2056 nucleotides long. Its product is annotated as neurogenic locus notch homolog protein 3-like. The record is from RefSeq and is a predicted model, not a curated record. The transcript is spliced from 5 exons. The coding region runs from base 130 to 1080 and encodes 316 amino acids. Lineage: Eukaryota; Metazoa; Arthropoda; Insecta; Hymenoptera; Braconidae.
UGAAAUUAUAUUAUUUUGCCAGUCGUUUCUGUCUCACAAACUCGUGUGGAACUUAAAUUUUAUAUUUACUAAAUUAACAGUGAUUUUUUUAAAAAUAAUUUUCGUUGUAGAAAUAAUUUUAUCGAAAUCAUGAUUUCAUUUCGAUUGACAUUAUUCCUUGUCGGAUUGGCUUUUCAUUGUUUGUCAUUAACAGAAGCAAUGAAUUAUUAUCAAUCUUAUUAUCAGCCAAGAAUUCAAUCAAGCAAUGGCUGUGGAUCUUAUACAUGUGGAACAAAUGCAAAAUGUACAAUGACUGAUGGAAGACCAGUUUGUUCUUGUCUUAAUCUUUACAUUGGUGAUCCUCUUUCUCACUGUCAUCGUGUUGAAUGUCAAAUCGAUGACGAUUGUGCAAAUCACAAAUCCUGUUUAAAUAAUAACUGUGUGGAUCCUUGUGCUGGAGCAUGUGGAGUUGGAGCUAAUUGCCGAGUCGUUAAUCAUGUUCCAACUUGUAGUUGUCCACCUAAUUGGCUUGGUAGUCCAUUUACCAGAUGUUAUGCUGAGUGUACUGUUGAUGGAGAUUGUCCAGGUGGUAAACCAGUGUGUUCAUAUCACAAAUGUAGUAAUCCAUGUGAAAAUGCAUGUGGUAUUAAUGCAAAUUGUGAAUUACGUGGUGCAACUGCUAUUUGUAGUUGUCCAAGAGACAUGACUGGUGAUCCAUUUGUUAGCUGUAGACCUUUUACACCAGAGGAUCUUUGUAAGCCAAAUCCAUGUGGUGAAAAUGCAGUUUGUAAUCCUGGUCAUGAUAAUACUGGAAAAGAAAGACCAGUAUGUACAUGUGAACCUGGUUAUAUUGGUAACGCAUUGACAAGUUGUCGAAAGGGUGAAUGUCAAAGUGAUAAUGAAUGUGCUGAUAAUCGUGCAUGUAUUGAUUAUUAUUGUCAAGAUCCAUGUACUGGUAAAGAAUGUGCAUUAACAGCUAAAUGUGAAGCACGUCGUCAUAUUGCUGUUUGUACAUGUCCAGAUGGUUCACGAGGUGAUGCUGUUGUUGGUUGCAGUGCUAUAUCAUCUCGUUAUGGAGCUGGAAAAUAUUUAAGAGGAUAAUUAUCAUCAUAAAUUAUCUAAAAAAUUAAAUAGCAAAUAAAUAAUACACUUUAUUUCAGAAAUUUUUUGUGUCAAUGUUUAAAAACAAAAAUAUAUAUUUUAUAUUCAACAUAUUAUUUUUUACAUAUUAUUUUGUGUAUUAAUUAUAUAUUUUUUUUUUGUAAUUAACUAUGUCUUAUAUACUUUCAUUUUAUUUAUUUUAUAAACUAAACAUUUUUUUUUUUGAAACAAAUAUUUAACAUUUUUUAUAAUUAAUAGUUAUUGUUAUAAAUUAUUUUAAUUUUUUUCUUUUUUUUUCUUACGAGAAUAAACACAUAUCAAUGUUGAUGUGUUGUUACAAAAUAUAAAAGAAAAUAAUAAUUACAAAUAAAAGAGAAAUGUAUACUUUGAGAUUUAUUUAAUUUUUUUUUUUUUUUUUUUUAAAUUCUUAUACUGAGAAUAUUUAUGAUGACUCAGUAAUUACCGGAAGAAAUAAUCAGUUAAUUGUUACUAAUUACAAAACGAAAAAAUAAAUGAAAAUUAAUUAUACUUGUUGACUGUCAUCAUAUAUGAAGACUUGUAUUAAAUGAUAUUUUUCAUUUUUCUUUAAAAGAAAGUAUUUUUUGUAUUAUUUGAAUUGAAAAAGUUGAAAAAGCUCGAGCCUAAAAAAAUAGAUUAUAACAAGUAAAUAAAGUAUAAAAUUUGGUAUUUUUUCAGUUGUAGAUAAAUCAAAUCUACCUGGAAUUUGUUUAUCAUCAUUAUCAUCAGUUGAUUCAUCUUUUUUAUUAAUAUUUUUAAUUGCUGAUAUAUCUGACAUAAAUGAUGCUUGUGAAUGUACAGGUGAAACAUCACCCAUCCAACUUUGUACUGGUGAAUUUGGAUAAUUUAUUUUUUCAUUUUUUUCAUAAUUAGCUGAAAUAUUUUUAAUAGCUUAUUAAUUAUUAUAAAUUAAUAGUGAUAUUAUUUUAUAUAAAAAAUAUUACCUCUUGUUGAAUCA